Racocetra fulgida is the source of this 225-nucleotide messenger RNA. Lineage: Eukaryota; Fungi; Glomeromycota; Glomeromycetes; Diversisporales; Gigasporaceae. The record is from the annotation of a GenBank genome assembly.
CUUGAACAUUAUGGAAAAGAUUUAACUGAAGAAGAGUUACGAACUUAUGCUAAUAUGAUGACAAUUCCGAUUGAUUUAUCUUCGGAAGCUAAUAACGCAGAUGAUAUAUUUGAUAGUUAUGAACCACAAUCUAAACAAACAUCAAGCAAAGGUCGUGAAAAUAUGAACUUUGAAGUAUCAAAUAUUGUUGAUGAAGUCUUAGAGAUUGGAAAUGAUAAUAAUUAA